CGAGUGCGUUUAUAGUUUUAUAACUUUUAAAGAGCACAGAUAAAACCGAAAACAAGGGCGAACGAUUGAUUCGUGUCCGGUCAUCAAACACCACCGAAAAAACAUCCACAAAAUCCUUUAGAAGAAGAACACUAUGUCGGUCGAUCCGCCCAAAGCAAACCUCUUUCAGUCGAUGGCCCUCGGUGGGUGCAGUGCGUGCUUUGCUGUAAACUUUACGCAUCCUAUCGAGACCGUCAAAACCCGCAUGCAGGUAUCCGGGCUCGGGAUUGGUGAAACGGCGUCCUCCUUGUACACGAAGGAAGGAAUAGGUGCCUUUUGGAAGGGGCUGGGAUUUGCUUGGGGGAGAGAAAUCUUUUACACGAGCAUCAAACUCGGCGGUGAGUAGCAAACAGCAGAGCAUUGCAAUGCCAGAAAAUGUCGGCGAGUCUGCGUGACAUAURACACUGCGUUGUCCUGGAUGUGUAGGACAGAAUCGCUUCUCAAAAAACGGGUUUGAAUUUGCAAUUGACGCGGAAAAUCGAAGCUGUGAAUGGUCGAAAAAUUCUACCGACUUCGAUGUGAUCGACCGAGCUUUCUAAUUCCUUUUCGUCAUCUUUUUUCGCUCAAAAACCUCUAGCCUACGCUCCCGUGAGAGAUUUUUUGGGUGCCGGAGGAGAUGCUCCGUUCUACAUGAAAUUUUUUGCCGGAGCUCUCACGGGUGGUGUCGGUAGUGUGGUUGGAAAUCCUUUCGACGUUUUGAAGGUAAGACAUCAAAUCAAAACUUUUUGUCGUGGCAUUUCGUACACAAAUGAAGAGCAUCGUAAAGCGAAUUGAUUUUAAUUGCGAAUUUUUGGCACAAGCGAAUCACUAGUGGGAACGAGAAAUGAUCGCUGGGUCUUUGAAAUUAUCCAUUUGUUUGGUCCGAGUCGAAACUUGCGUCUCAUCUGUCGACAAAUUAAAAACAAAAUUCACGAAAAACAUUUUUGUGUUCGAACUUUCAUAGACCCUGGCUCAGACCAACAAAGAUGCGAGUGCCCCUUUGUCGACCAUGGUUGGAGCUAUGUACAAGGACCAGGGUGUCGCUGGAUUUUAUCGUGGGGUCGAAGCCAACAUUUUGAGAGCCUGCGUCUUGAAUGCCACCAAAAUGGGGGUCUAUGAUUUGACGAAGGGGUACGUCACCGACGCGACGGGAUGGGCCAGAAAAGAUGUUCGGACAUCCUUUUGCUCGAGUUUCGUCGCUGGAUUUUUUAUGACGUGUACCGUGUCUCCAUUUGAUCGAAUUCGUACGAAUCUCAUGAGYCAGCCGACGGACAAGAAGAUCUAUAAUGGUUUUGUCGAUUGUGCCGUCAAGACCGUGAGGAACGAUGGCGUUGCUUCGUUGUGGCGAGGAUUCAUCCCAAUGUGAGUACAAGCACUGAGAAAGCCUGGAGGAGAAAAAAAAUCGUUAAACAUUGGUCUACUGACUGCAUUAUGAAAUCGACUGACGUUUUAUCUUUAUCGAUCUAUUUUUCUCUCUUAAAAGAUGGGCUCGUUUCGCCCCACAAGCCACCCUACAGCUUUUGACUCUUGAAUUUUUGUACACUUCGUUCGGCUUCAAAUCCAUCUAAAAAGAAGGAUGGCCGUACCGAUGAGGUGUUUACCKUGGUGCAUUGCUUAGCUCAAUUGCUUCAGAAUGAUUUGUCGGACAUUGGGAUCGAAUCAGAAUUUUUUGUUUGUUUCGCUAUUGGGCCCUUCGAGAAAUGGAAAGUAUCAUUUGACAAUAAUUGGAUUUCAUUUCUGGAAGUAUUUACAUUACGAACAACAUGAAAGGUCCUACACCAUGCGUUCGUCUUGCUUCCCUCUCGCGUCAAAAAUUCGGUACGGGGAGUCGCUUUGUAAUCGCAACUUUUCAUACCUUCUCUGUCAGAGUUCAGUGUCAUAUUGUCUAGCAGCCAGUAACCUAAAUAAAUGAUCCUACAGUUCGAUCCGAUUUGCACUAACGCACGGUAUGCAUUAGUCCCUCUUUCCACUCGACCUUUUCUCAUCCAUUGCAUCCACGAAAGUUUCUUUCACAGCAAGCCACAAUAGCCACAACGGAAAAAUUAAAUACGGGGAGUAUACUGCGAUGACAAAGAAAGGAAGGGCAAACCAAUGGUGAGGGAACACAACCAUUUGUUCCGAUGAAGCCAGCAAACGCCGCAAAGCGUCGAGUUGCAACGCCUCCCUCGCGUGCUCUCAAUCCGGUACUUACUGGCGGUGGUGGCGCACUUCUGGCCUGUCGUCAUUUCCUCGCUCCAUACAAAACACGAAAGGAUUGGAACCAGUGUGGUGCUGACAUGAGAACCGUACACGAUGCAUGCGAUGCGAAACCAUUCCGGGUAGCUCUCCUGUGGCGUGGAUCCGCCGUCGCUUGGGUUGGUGGUGCUGCUUCCGUUGCAUUUKCCCGCCGUCAUGAUCGUCCUUGCCGCAACAAUGAAGAAGGGAAGCUGGAACAAAAUCUCACAACCGAUCAGAGACGAGAACCAGGCGUAUUCACCGGACGGGGCGUUUUUCAUUAGAACAUCGCCAAAGAGGCCGCAGUACCAUGCGAUCAAGUCGGUCAGGAGCUUCGGGUAAWGCGGACCAAAGAGUCCCUGCGCGUCAACGAACAGGGUGAUAGGAAUAUGGGACAGAAAGAAUGCCAGAAACGCCACCCGAGAGGCUCCUUCUAUCACUUUCAUGGUUCAUACAGUCUUUGCUUCUGGAUUUUGAAUUCUUAUCACAAAUAUUUGAAGUAA
This is a messenger RNA of Pseudo-nitzschia multistriata, 2735 nucleotides long. The record is from the annotation of a GenBank genome assembly. Lineage: Eukaryota; Bacillariophyta; Bacillariophyceae; Bacillariales; Bacillariaceae.